Sycon ciliatum is the source of this 3002-nucleotide messenger RNA. Its product is annotated as engulfment and cell motility protein 1-like. The transcript has 21 exons. Bases 203 to 2431 code for a protein of 742 amino acids. The record is from RefSeq and is a predicted model, not a curated record. NCBI's taxonomy places the organism in Eukaryota, Metazoa, Porifera, Calcarea, Leucosolenida, Sycettidae. Gene Ontology annotation, cellular component: plasma membrane. Gene Ontology annotation, biological process: actin filament organization; cell motility.
CAAGUGCAAGUAUUCAACUCGAUCUUUGCGUUUGACAGAAUCUUCUUCUUCGAUACGAGAUGAUUUCGGAAAUAGAAAGUGCACUUUACUGCCUGUGACAUUGUUUCUUUUUUCUUUGAGUAGUUGAGUUUGAUACAUAGUCCGCGAGUCUAUUGAGUGGAUUUUUAGUGUUUCGCCCGCGAAUGAUGGAAAGGCUGGUGACAUGAAUUCACUACGCCGUUCAUCCAUCAACGCUCCCAAACCGCAUCCUUCAUCUGGUCCACCGGGAUCUGGUAUAUUGAAGGUUGCUGUGCAAACUGAAGGCCAACAACCGCUGCUAUAUGAACUCGAUCAAAAACAACCACUGCUGAACAUUGUACGAGAUGUUUGCUCAAAAUGGUCCCUGGCAAAUCCGGACAAGUAUUGCCUUCAACAUAGUGAUACCAAGGAAUUCAUCACUGAAAAGACCCGCCAUCAGUUGAAGAAUGGAGCACUUCUGCGCGUCGCUGAACUGCCUAAACGCACAGUCACCGACAUAUGCAAUGCACUUUUAUCAAGGGACCCGCAGGAAAUGGCCAGGACUCUGAGCACGCUACCUCAGACAAUAGCGGAGGAGGAGCGGGUUCAAGAGUUUGUCUCAAAGAGCGGUCUCAAGAUUCUAGUUACACAGAUAUUGACAUACCAUGAGAAAUUGGAAGAUAGCCUUGCUGGACCAAUUGCCUUCGCACGAAAACUGCUUGAAACGAACCGGUUAUGGGAAGUAGCAUCAGAACCGUUUAUUAUUUUGCUUUUAAGAUUUGCGAAUGCAUCUCCGUAUUGUAGCGAGGCUGCGUUUACUUUCCUUACGUCGGGGAUACGGAAUGCCAGCCCAUUAUUCCUCGAGGCAGUGCUGAUGAACGUCUCAAUCAAGGGCAUCACUGCAGUUUUUGGAAGCCACCCAGCAUCGAUUGACACGAAAGUUGCCGCCCUUAGGUUUCUCAACACUCUCCUUUCCAAAAGCGAACUGACGAAACGGUUUGAGCUGUUGCAGGAAGUACACAAGAAAUAUAUGCCUGAGCUUAUUUACAAGAAUAUCAUUACUAAAACGGGAAUAACGGAUGAGCUAGCUUUCCAGCUCACCACUUUCCAAACACUCUACUUAUCUCUAGUGGGCAAGAAGCUGCAUAGCCCGUAUGACCGUGAAGACAAGUCUCAUCAGUCGCUCCUCCUCAGCUUCAUGAUGGCCUGCCAAGCAUCGAUGGGACGCAUUCGACCGGUUGGUAUCAGCUCACUGUCGUCGCCAUCAGCAGUAUCAGUCGAGUUCCCGGAUGUCGACACGAGUCGGAUGGGAUUAAUGAAAAGCGAACCAUCCGACGAGUUCCAGGAGGUGCCUGGUGGCUUAUUGGCAUUGGAAUGCCUGUCACAUUUUACAAUGAAUUGGUCAGAGGAGUGCGAUCAGCAUUUUGUGAGCAAUUUGUCGCGUACCUCUAGUCAGCAGUGCCCAUUCGUCCGAGGUGGCUUUGCUGUGGUGAGGAUAGUUGCUGACAUCCUUGGCGUAAUGAGAAAAUCUCCGGGACCCGACUCGCAUUUCUUAAAGAUUUUCUUCUCGACGAGAUCCUGCUUUGAGGACGUAUUCUCAUUGGCCAUGCAGGUCUUCAACAAAACCUGGAGAGAAAUGGGAGCGUUAACAGUGGAUGUGGACAAGGUUGCGACUGUAGUCAAGAAGCAUGUGUCACUCGUCCUCAUGACUAACAAUGCGGACUGGACGGCUUUCAAGGCUGGCCUCUGGGAAAUGAACUACACCAAGAUCUCCAGCGUCAUCGAGGACGAGAAGAGUCGGGUGGACGACACGACGUCUCAGUCCGCUCCGGCCAAGGAGCUAUCGGCGCGAAUCUCUCCGGAGAUCAUGGAACUGGUGAAGACGCAGCGCCUCAACACACUGGUAGCCGGCGACUUCUUCCCCAACUGGAAGGAGAAGGAGAAAGGCCGACAAAAGAGCACAGUGUGCUGUCGCCUGCACUCCAAUCGCAUGGUACUGCACUGGGCCGAGUGUGAACUUACCAACGUCACACCAGUGCCCUAUGAGCAGCUCACCAACAAAAUUCAAAUCUCCGAAGUAAGAGAGCUCGUUAUCGGCAAGGAUUGUCCACAUGUCAAGUCAUCCAGCAAGAAACCAGGCACGUGGAGUAACUUUGCAUUUGCACUGAUGUACAACAACGAUGACCACAUCGGCUUCCUGGUUGAAGAUGAGCGGACGUUUGCCAGCUGGGUAGAUGGCUUACGUGUUCUGCUCAAACAACCAAUGAAUGAGCCAUCAUCGCUGGCCGACAUUGAAAUGAUGCUGGAGAUGGAACUGAAAGUACGACUCCUCAACGUUGAGAAUAUCAAGCUUCCCGACCAGCCACCAAAGAUCCCACCAGAACCAGCAGACUUUGAAUUCUACUAUCAAGCCGAGGAAGACUUUCCUCCGUAGCCUAGCGUUUUAUUGUGUGUGUGCUUCACUCCGGUUGUGCCUUUACUUCCGGAGCACCAUUUAUAUGUUCGAGUCCUGGUACUCUCUACAAUCAUACAUGGCUGAUUGUACAUGGUCGUGGUAAAGCAAAGACCAGGGAGUCGUAAAAUACGACUCCCUGGCAAAGACGUGCCUGUAUGCCGUGCCUGUAUGCCGUGCCUGUAUGCCGUGCCAUGACAACUGAACAAUCAUACAGACUGACUGUGAAGGUGAUACAGCCAUACUAGUCUGUAGUGUAGCUGUGGCUAUGACCAUGAUGACCAUGAUGACAAGUAGAGUCUACCUGGUCUACCAAGGCAACCCGCAAGGUUCCCUCUCUGCUUUGAACUGUAAACAGCUCUUUUUUCUGAAGUAACUGCAUGUGUGUUUCUGAACAUUCAAGCGAUGCCGACGCGGAUCCCGCGAAUAUUAUUAUCAUUUAUUUACUAGUCAAGAUUUAUUUAUUAACUGCAUGCAUUGUAAUUAUUUUAGUUUGAUUACUGACUAUACCUGCGCAAUGCUGGCUGCGCGGCGCCGAUGCAGCCUUUUUUUU